AUGCGCUGGGGACCCCUGUGUCAGUUCCUGUGGCUUUGGUCCUAUCUGUCCUACACACAAGCUGUGCCCAUCCAGAAAGUCCAGGAUGACACCAAAACUCUCAUCAAGACCAUCAUCACCAGGAUCAAUGACAUCUCACACACGCAGUUCGUGUCCUCUAAACAGAAGGUCACUGGUUUGGAUUUCAUUCCUGGGCUUCACCCUGGUCUGAGUUUGUCCCAGAUGGACCAGACAUUGGCAAUCUACCAACAGAUCCUCACCAGUCUGCCUUCCCAAAAUGUGGUGCAAAUAUCUAAUGACCUGGAGAACCUCCAGGACCUUCUCCAUCUGCUGGCCACCUUCAGGAGCUGCCCCCCAUCCCAGACCAAUGAGGUGGAGACCCUGGAGAGCCUGAAUGGUGUCCUGGAAGCCUCUCUCUAUUCUACAGAGGUGGUGGCCCUAAGCAGGCUGCAGGAGUCUCUGCAAGACAUGCUGAAGCAACUGGACCUCAACCCUGGGUGCUGA
This is a messenger RNA of Castor canadensis (American beaver), 504 nucleotides long. RefSeq names its product leptin (gene Lep). Gene Ontology annotation, biological process: activation of protein kinase C activity; lipid metabolic process; response to insulin. Gene Ontology annotation, molecular function: peptide hormone receptor binding; hormone activity. Lineage: Eukaryota; Metazoa; Chordata; Mammalia; Rodentia; Castoridae. The record is from RefSeq and is a predicted model, not a curated record. Gene Ontology annotation, cellular component: extracellular region.